CUCCGCCCGCGCCGCUCGGCGGGGACAAAGCGCGGGGCCGAGCGGGGCCAUGUCGUCCGCAGGCGGCCGCCAGCCCAGCCAGAGCCGGGCCAUCCCCACCCGCACCGUCACGCUCAGCGACGCCGCGCAGCUCCCCGCCGACUACUGCACCACCCCCGGCGGGACGCUCUUCUCCACCACACCGGGAGGCACCCGGAUCAUCUACGACCGCAAGUUCCUGCUGGACCGCCGCAACUCCCCCAUGGCCAAGACCCCGCCUUGUCACCUCCCCAAUAUUCCCGGCGUCACCAGCCCCGGCGAGGCCGGCGAGGAGACCAAAGCGGACGCCAACAGCUUGAACCACCAGGAGGGCAAGCCAUCCAUGGGGGACGAUGCUCAGUUCGAGAUGGAUAUCUGAGUGGGAACCACGGAGAGGCAGCGACUCCCCAGACCUGUGCACCCUCCAUUCGGCUUAGCAGGAUCCGUCCCGGCAAGGCGGAGGUGGCAGCGCUCCCCACCAGUGUCUCCCUCCCCGCCUGUCUCCUCCCCUUCUUUUUUUGGGGGGAGUGCAGCUCUGUCUUCUCCCCUUUUGCGGGUGACUGGUCCCAGCAUGUGCCGGACGGAGCAUCCCUUCUGGAUCCGGCCCUGUUCCUCCUCUUCCUCCCGCCAGCAGCCUGAUCUCCACCAGGCUUCUUUUUAAAACAUCCCUUUGCCUCUUCUGCUGCCCUAAAAUUCCCCUCGUUACCCAAACCACCCACUGCCAGCAGCUUGGUGUUCUGGAGCUGCGUCACCCCUUCUCCUGGAAAAUUUGGGCAGCCUGUCAGGAGGAGGGGGAAACACCACUCCUAAAACCGUGCGCCUGCUCGCGCCCCAGGGGAGGGUAUUUUUUGAGUUCCCCUGGGUUGUGCUGGCAUUCAGCGGAGGAUGACGCUGGGAGCCCAUUUCCUUCAGUGCUCCAGGGGUCCGGUGUAGUCCCUGAUGGCAUCAGCCAGCAUGCUCACAUCCCUCCUACCCAGACUUUUUCCAUCUUGGCCCUCCAGCCAGGGGCUGUGUCCCCAACCCACCAGCCAGGACUCACAGCAAUGUAGCCAUAUGUUAUAAAACCCCCUUGCUUUUAUUUUUUUGGUACUAAAAAGGGGCACUUUACCCUCAACGACUCCUUCCGGGCUGGGGCCAAAUGCCUCUGGAGAAGUGCUUGUAGUGCUCGGGUUUUUUUUUACCCCCCGGCCCUUUAAAAUGUGAAUCCCACAGGGGGGAGAUCCCUCUGGCGCCGUUGGAUGUCUCAGGAAUCACUGGGUGUCCCUGGGGGCUGUGGGGGCUCGCCAGACACCACAGGGAUGGGGCGCUCUGCUCUCAGGGUGCUGCCAUCGAUGCCAUCCUCUGCUUAAGUUUUCAGGAUGGGAUUUCUCCCAUCCGGAGCAUGCUGUCGUGGAUAAGGCAUUUCCACGUUAACCUCCCCUUUGCUAGCCUGGCAUGGCAUGGCUGUCUUGAGCCUCCCCUGGAGAUGGGAUUUAUUUUUCCCGCUCCCUCCGUGCGAGUCUCGCCCUGACAAGCAGCGCUGGGCAAGGCCGUGCGUGGCCGCAGUGGUGCUGGGCUGCACCCCCUAAUCCCACCAGCCCCCCCCAGUUUCGAUUUUUUACUGCCUGUUGGGAGCCAUCACCAGCUCCACAACCUUCUCAAGUGCCAUUUUAUCAGCCCCCACCUGAGUGCCUGCUCCAUCCAUCCUCCCUCCCCUGCUGGGGUCGCCCCUCACCUCGGUACCCAACCCUGGGGACCCGUGCUGGGGAGAGGGACAUCCCACAGGCUUUGUGCACUUUCCAUCCCAUAAUUUAUUUCUCUAGGUGUGUUUGGCACGGGGCAGCGCUGGUGGCGAGCUCCCAUCUUCCAGCUGCUUUUCUCACAAGGAGGGGGAUGGGAGAGGAAAAAGCUUUGGGGGUGGGAGAGGAAAAAGCAAAAGCACAACCCCAGGGAAUGGGUUGUCUUUCCCAUCCUUUCCCUCGCGUGGGAGGCGAGGUGAACGCGUAGCCCGGCCGCCGUAGGCGCACGAGUGAGUGAGUGCGAGUAGAAAUAUGUAUCUGCGUGUGGGUGGGUGGUGAUAAGACACACACAAAUAUAUAUAUUAUAUAUAAAUAAAUAUAUUUUCCUUGGAGCGAAGAUCCUAGGAAGUCGGUUAGGCCCUCGGAUUGAGGGAGGGGCAGGGGCAGGGUGCAAGGAUAUCCUUGGCAGAGCGGGGACAGCCACCGUGGAUGCAGGGACCUGGCGCCCUCAGCACAGCUGCUCGUUUUGGGAAACCUGCUCUGCAAGCCAAAAAUAAUUAGACAAUAUCCAAGGACAAUGUGACUUAAUGGACAGGAGCCGGAGGGAAACCUUUUUAUUUUUUCCAUUUAUUUUUUUUCUCUAAACACCCCCUUUCACAACCUCCUUUUGUCUCCGUUCCCCAUCCUAGCGACUUUCUCCCGGUUCUCUUUUGUAAGCGGGCUCGGGGCUGAGCAGGGAGGGAGUGCCUGGCCUCGCCAGGGCGUUCCUCUGCUAGUCAAGGGAUCCAUUUGGGAUUUCUGUUGUUUUUUACCGUCUCUUCAAGCAGGUGUUUGGGAGGAGAAAAGCUCUCGCCGGUGGUUGCUGUUACAGUGAGAUCAAUAAAUAUCUUGGUUCUACUAAA
Molecule: messenger RNA, 2638 nt
Organism: Corvus hawaiiensis (hawaiian crow)
Lineage: Eukaryota; Metazoa; Chordata; Aves; Passeriformes; Corvidae
Gene: EIF4EBP2
Product: eukaryotic translation initiation factor 4E binding protein 2
Exons: 3
Coding region: 50-397 (115 amino acids)
Biological process (GO): negative regulation of translational initiation
Cellular component (GO): cytoplasm
Molecular function (GO): eukaryotic initiation factor 4E binding
Source: RefSeq, a predicted model, not a curated record